This is a messenger RNA of Propithecus coquereli (Coquerel's sifaka), 1138 nucleotides long. It is a transcript of the gene TTC9C, whose product is annotated as tetratricopeptide repeat domain 9C. The record is from RefSeq and is a predicted model, not a curated record. Lineage: Eukaryota; Metazoa; Chordata; Mammalia; Primates; Indriidae. Gene Ontology annotation, molecular function: protein binding. The transcript is spliced from 3 exons. The coding region runs from base 372 to 887 and encodes 171 amino acids.
GAAGCAAAGUCUGCCGGCGUUUGUACGCCGGCCACAAUUCCUGAGUAGGGUCUUUGCUUUUUUACGGGGAGUCUCCUCACCCCGGAAUCGCCUGUAUUAGGAAAUCACUUAAUCUUUGGUUUCACUGUUCUCGCAUCCUCUUCCUGAAUAGUUUCUUGCACUUCUGGAGAUUGAAAAACUGCAGAGAGGAGAGGUGUGGCUCUAGGAAAAACAAGCAAAGCUCACGUCCCAAGGGCUGGGGCUUCCUGGAGAAGGGUAAUUUCCUGCCUUCUUAAGUCGGCUACCAAAAUCAGUUAUUUUGCUCCCAACCCCAGAGCUUCAGUUGCUCUUUUACUUCCCAGUUGCGCAAGAGCACUGGGCGACAAAGAGUUAUGGAGAAGCGCCUGCAGGAGGCCCAGCAGUACAAGGAGGAAGGGAACCAGCGCUACCGGGAAGGGAAGUACCGAGAUGCUGUGAGUAGGUACCAUCGAGCUCUGCUUCAGCUGCGGGGUCUGGAUCCAAGUCUGCCCUCCCCGAUACCUAACCUAGGGCCUCAGGGCCCGGCUCUCACACCUGAACAAGAAAACAUACUGCAAACCACCCAGACAGACUGCUACAACAAUCUAGCUGCCUGUCUCCUUCAGAUGGAGCCAGUAAACUACGAACGAGUGAGAGAAUACAGUCAGAAAGUCCUGGAACGACAGCCUGAUAAUGCCAAGGCUUUGUAUCGGGCUGGAGUAGCCUUUUUCCAUCUGCAGGACUAUGACCAAGCUCGACACUACCUCUUGGCGGCCGUCAAUAGGCAGCCUAAAGAUGCCAAUGUCCGGCGGUACCUCCAGCUGACACAGUCUGAACUCAGCAGCUACCAUAGGAAAGAGAAGCAGCUCUACCUGGGCAUGUUUGGUUAAUGAAGAAGAAAGAUGCUCCUUCACUUGAAGUUAGGUGGACUAUUAACACCCAUCAAGGGGAAACCUGAGCCUCAGCAAGAGAAAUUAACCCUAUACCUCUGACCCAGGUGGAUUUCUGUUUUCUUUCCAGUUCUGCAGACUCUUUACUACUUAUACAGUCUGUGUCUCUUUUUGUCUGUUAAUGUAUAUAUUUGUAUAGCUUUCAAUAGAUGUUGGGGAUAUUUGCCUUAAGAAAUACAAUCAGAAAACAU